Molecule: messenger RNA, 1188 nt
Organism: Ramularia collo-cygni
Lineage: Eukaryota; Fungi; Ascomycota; Dothideomycetes; Mycosphaerellales; Mycosphaerellaceae
Exons: 3
Coding region: 1-1188 (395 amino acids)
Biological process (GO): proteolysis
Molecular function (GO): cysteine-type peptidase activity
Source: RefSeq, a predicted model, not a curated record
AUGAGAUUCGAACACUUUAAUCAGAAGACACCCUCAACCAUGACAGCCAUCCCCCCCGACGCUAAGCGGCGCUGCACCGUAUUCUCAGUAUCCUCUUAUGGGAAACGAUUCAAUCAUUGCAAUACUAGAGACCUUGCGUGCCCAAAACCUGAACCUCACUGGCUCCCAGACAUGACAGGAGUCGCCAGUCCCAUCUCUUUCUCCUCGCUUACGGCCACUCGGAGAGAGUCGAUGCCUGCAUGUCAGCCUGAAGUCUUAGAUGCCGAAUGCGUUGACUUKACCAAGAUUGCGGACGAGGACUGCGAGAAGUCUGACUCGUGCGUCGACAGGCUGGAAGGCAACGGCAGACUAACAACGUCUGAUAUUAUCGAUUUGCUUCACUGGCUCAACCCGGAUCCACUUCGAAUUGCUAUCGUGGAGCCUGGUUACGUCGACCAGACGACACGACAAAAACUUGGAUCCAGGAUCACCAAGCUCAUUGUUCCUAUGAACAUUCGCGGUAAACAGCACUGGGUUCUUGCAAUCGUGGAUUACCAAUCAUGCGUCGUUGGCUGCUACGAUCCCUACAAAAGUGCACUUGACUUCCCGAAGGAAAAAUUACUCAAGUUUCUAGCUUUGUACGAUGGACCCAGCGGAGAAUGGACAUGGGCUAUAGAAGUCGAUCGUCCACAGUCAGACAAUUACAAUUGUGGUGUGUAUGUCAUCGCAUAUGCCGCGUUGUCCAUGGCAGGACUACCUACUUGCCCCUCAGCAAUACGACCAUCGAUCUGGCGUGUGGCCCUCCAGACUUAUCGAGAGCCGGAGAAAUACCCACUAAGUAACUGUCUUGACACCACUGGGCUGAAGCCGCUCAAGGCUUUGGCUGAUCAUGUCUUCAGCCGGGUGCAAGCAGCUCGCAUCGCGUUGUCAAACGACAUCGGAGCAUGGAGUGGUCGCUCAAGUUCAAGGGUCGAACUACCGCAAGCUUUCUUGGACAGAGUCUCUGCUUUAGAGCGAUGGAGGAUGGCAAUUGAUACCGCGGUAGCAGAGUCGUCUGCCCAAGAUCUCAUAAAAUUGCUCAGGGUGAUCGCUUUACACAUCGAAAAUGCACGCAGGGAACUGAUCACGACAUCAACAACCCAGCAGCUCGACGAAGCGCUAGCGCAACUUCGUCCUAUGCUGAUCAUGUCGGACGGCGAAGAAGGUUAG